UUUGAAACCGAGGCGGCAGACCCGAUCGGCUGCUUGGCCGUUGCUGCUGAGCCUCUUCUGAACAACAGCGACAAGGACUACUGCGAGCGGGAGCGGCAAGAGUCUGAGGCGCAGCCGUGUCGCCUCCUUACGAUGACCAGUGUGGUUAAGACAGUGUGCAGCGUGCAGCCCCCCUCUGUGCUGAGCGGCGGCCUGUCGGCAGAUACACAAACUCAAGCUACUACCAAGAGUCUGUUACCUAUUAAGUCCAAAGAAGUCGAUGUUUCCAGACAUCUUUAUUCAGGAGGUUCAGAUAAUGAUAUUACAAAAAUCACCAAACCAAAGCGAGAGAAUGGGCAGAUGAAGGCUGCAGAGACUGCCAUCAAGAGGAACAUGAAGAAGAGCUACAAACCAUUGAGUAAGCAAAAAUCAGAGGAAGAGCUCAAGGAUAAAAAUCAGCUAUUAGAGGCUGUCAACAAGCAGCUGCACCAGAAGUUGACUGAGACUCAGGGAGAGCUGAAGGACCUGACUCAGAAGGUGGAGCUGCUGGAGAAGUUUCAGGACAAUUGUUUAGCGAUUUUAGAGAGCAAGGGCCUCAACCCAGGCAGUGAGACCCCGGCAUCACAGCCGGAACCUACUCUGGAUCACACAGACUCUAUGUUGCUGUUAGAAACUUUGCAAGAUGAAUUGAAACUUUUUAAUGAAACUGCCAAGAAGCAGAUGGAGGAGUUACAGGCCUUAAAGGUAAAGUUGAAGAUGAAAGAAGAAGAAAGGGUUCGAUUUCUAGAACAGCAAACCUUAUGUAAUGGUCAAGUCAAUGAUUUUAAAACACCCCUGGAGGAAAUGGAGCAGCUAUUAGAAAUGUAAUAAAAGACAAGUGGCCAGAUGGCUCCCUGUUGGGGAUAAAAUUCUCAGAGGAAGUCACUUAAGACAUCUUCGUGGCCAUGAUCUUCUAAGACUUACAAUCCCCAGAGUGAAAACAGUUUCUGCAGUAGGAUUAAGGGCAGAUUAUGCUGGAAUGGAGGUUCUUCCUUUAAACAGCUUUCCCCACCUUCAGAUUGGUCAACUCUCCUGAGCAUCACAUGUAGAUAAUGGAGGCCUAUAAGAAUGGACCUGGAAGCUUGACUCAACCUUGUAGGCAACAAAGCAGCACACCAUUAGAAUCAGGAGACUAAAGCAGCCACAACCAGAGACUCUAGAAGGUCACAUUCAGGUUUACAGGAAGAAAUCCUUAUUUUUACAGUAGAGCACAGGAGCUCCCUGAGGCAUCACUGAUGAGCUGUGCUGUUCUCUCUUAGAACACACACUGUUCCAUCCUGGUUGGGCUU
Messenger RNA from Marmota monax (woodchuck), 1307 nucleotides. RefSeq names its product small kinetochore-associated protein-like. The annotation marks the transcript as partial. The transcript has a single exon. Lineage: Eukaryota; Metazoa; Chordata; Mammalia; Rodentia; Sciuridae. Gene Ontology annotation, cellular component: kinetochore; mitotic spindle; centriolar satellite. Gene Ontology annotation, biological process: regulation of attachment of spindle microtubules to kinetochore; spindle organization; mitotic sister chromatid segregation. The record is from RefSeq and is a predicted model, not a curated record.